GUGUAGGAAAAAUGUUUUAGGUAAUUACUUUAGGUCAUAAAACAUGUCUAGGUUGGUCUUCUAAGCAUUAAGUUGUCCUGAACUCAAGACUAUUUUCUCCUCUUUUCCAGCCUUGAAUUAGGUUUUUUAUUUCACGUUAUACAAAUGUAGAUUAACUUUCAGUGUCUGGUUCUCCUUGCUAUAACUUUAUAGCAAAAUCGACUUAAAGUAUUUCUGACAUUUUCUAAACCUAAAGCAUAACUGGUUUUUGGACAGUAGGUACCUAAUAACCAUUCCUUUUAGGCCUUGUCCAGAAGCCAACAAACAUACUACUAACUCCUAGAGUGCAUCCUGGUCCGUCCUCUUCUCAACCCCAGUGCUAUCUGCCUGAUCUCUCUUCCUGUGUAUAUUCAAGGAGGGAGGGCAAAGACACACAUCUGGCUUAGUACAAAUGUGUUUCGUGUUGCAGACACUGGUGACCUUCAAGGAUGUAGUUGUAAACUUCACCAGGGAGGAGUGGCAGCUCUUGGACACAGCUCAGCAGAUCCUGUACAAAGAUGUGACUCUGGAGAACUAUAAGAAUCUGCUUUCAUUGGGACAUCAACUCCCCAAGCCAGAUGUGAUCCUCCACUUGGAGAAAGGGGAAGAGCCGUGGCUGGUGGAGAGAGGGGUUCGCCGCCACACCCACCCAGAUUGGGAUACUGCAGUUGAAAUUAAAUCGUCAAUUUCUAGUAAGAGCAUUUCUACAGAUAAAAAAUUCUAUGACAUUAAAAUGGAAGGAAUGACAAAGAACGAUCUCUGGUAUUUGUCGUUAGAAGAAGUCUGGCAAUGUGAAGACCAGUUUGAUAAGUAUCAGGAAAAGCAGGAGAGACACUUGAGGCAAGUGGCAUUCACCCAAAAGAAAGUACUUACUCAGGAGAGAGUCAGUGAAAGUGGUCAAUAUGGGGCAAACUGUCUUCUUCCUGCUCAGCUAGUACUGAGAGAGUAUUUCCAUAAACAUGACUCACGUACUAAAAGUUUAAAACAUGAUUUAGUUUUUAGUGGUCAUCAGGAAAGCUAUGCAAAUAACAGUGAUGAAUGUGGCCAAAACUUCUGUCAGAACAUUCACCUUAUUCAAUUAGCAAGGACUCAAACAGGAGAUAAACCCUACAAAUGCCCUGAUGAUAACUCUCUCACUCAUGGCACAUCCUUUGGUAUAUCAAAGGCUAUACACAGAGAAAAACCCUAUCAGUGUAAGGAAUGUGGGAAGUUCUUCAGCUGGCGCUCUAAUCUUACCAGGCACCGGCUUAUUCAUACCGGAGAAAAACCCUAUGAGUGUAAAGAAUGUGGAAAAUCUUUCAGCCGGAGUUCUCACCUCAUUGGCCAUCAAAAGACUCACACUGGUGAGGAACCCUAUGAAUGUAAAGAAUGUGGGAAAUCAUUCAGCUGGUUCUCUCACCUGGUUACCCAUCAGAGAACUCAUACAGGAGACAAACUCUACACGUGUAAUCAGUGUGGGAAAUCUUUUGUUCAUAGCUCUAGGCUUAUUAGGCACCAAAGAACUCAUACUGGAGAGAAACCUUACGAAUGUCCUGAAUGUGGGAAAUCUUUCAGACAGAGCACACAUCUCAUUCUGCAUCAGAGAACUCAUGUUCGAGUGAGGCCCUAUGAAUGUAAUGAAUGUGGGAAGUCUUACAGCCAGAGAUCUCACCUUGUUGUGCAUCAUAGAACUCACACUGGACUGAAACCCUUUGAGUGUAAAGAUUGUGGGAAAUGCUUCAGUCGAAGCUCUCACCUUUUCUCACAUCAGAGAACCCACACUGGAGAGAAACCAUACGAAUGCCAUGAUUGUGGAAAAUCCUUCAGCCAGAGUUCUGCCCUCAUUGUGCAUCAGAGAAUCCACACUGGAGAGAAACCAUACGAAUGUUGUCAAUGUGGGAAAGCCUUUAUCAGGAAGAAUGACCUUAUUAAGCAUCAGAGAAUUCAUAUUGGAGAAGAGACCUAUAAAUGUAACCGGUGUGGAAUUACCUUCAGCCCGAACUCUCCAUUUAUAGUACAUCAAAUAGCUCACACUGGAGAGCAGUUCUUAGCAUGUAAGCAGUGUGGGACAGCACUUGUUGAUAGCCCUAGCCUUGCUAGGUACCAGACAGACCAUACUAGAGAAAACACUUAUUAAUGUGAAUGUGGGAAGCUUUUCACAAAGAAAAAUAGAACUGGAGAGAAGCCGUACAGAUGUAAUCUCUGAGGAAAUGCUUUGUCUUAUUCCUAUCCUUUUUUUGUACUAGAGAAUUGGUCCUGGAGGGGAGAAACCCACAGAUUUCACUUUAGUACAGAAAUACAUCAGAUUUCCUUCUUUCCACAAACUUCUACAAAAGCAGUUGGCAUGGGAGCAUUCUUGACCAAGCCUUAAGUGCUAAAAUCUGAAACGGAACCACCAAGUAGGUGAGUUGUUGAGAGAUGAUCCAGCUUUUUAUCUUCAAAAAAUAAGUAAAUGAUAAUGCUACUUCAAAAAGAUAAAUGAGAGCCGUUCUGAGUAGAAUAGAAAAGUGAUGCAGUUAUUGUAACAAAAGAUAGAAAGUAACAUUCUAUUGAAUUAACAUGCCAUUUUUUACUUGCUUGUUCCUCUCUUCUUGGACACUUGAUAGUGUUAGGUCUGUUUUAUGUGUCUGAUAUAACCACAUUUUGUUUAGCAGGGAGAAUGCAUAUAAUGGAAAACAAUAACACGUUUACUGUUAGUACCCAUUAAAAAUAUAUUUGCAUGUGGGCAAGAACUGAAAAAGUAUUGAUGGAUAAAUGAACAGAAUUGAUUUGUUAGAUAAUGAGAUUACGAGUGAGUUUUAUAGCUUAUUCAGUGUAACUAAUAAUUUUUUUAAAGACAGUUUUAAAUAUUUAAAGAGGAUAUCUAGUUUCUCUAUUUCGCCAUCAAGGAAGCUUGAGAACCACCUACUAGCAAACUUUCUGAUUAAUUCUAAGUUGUUUUGGGUCAUAGAGUUAUACUCUUUGAGACAGGGUGCUAAAGUCUCCUGGGAAUUUGAAAACAGUGAUUCUCUGGACGUUGGGGUCCAGAGGAACUUUGGCUGUUUGAACACACCAGGGAGGGCUCCAUUUGAGUGGGAAUAGGUACCUGGGAAAUACCUGAGUUAGUGUGCUCAUGAAAUAAACAGCCCUACCCAAAGGUACUCUCCUUCCAAAGUAGUUCUCAUCUUUAUAAAGAAGACGUAGUGGUUAAGAGCAUAAACCUGAGCUAGACCACCCAAGUUGAAAUCCCACCUCUGUCCUAAACUUGAUGGGUGAACUUGAGUGUGCUACCUAGCUUCUCUGUGCAUAACUUAUAGAUAUCCUCCUCUGUAAAUUAGGGAUAUUACUAACUCUGUAGGAUUGUGAUGAGAACUAAAUGAGUAAACAUAUGAACAGCUUAGAAUAGUGUUUGACAUCUUGAGUGCUUUAAAAUUAUUAGCUAUGGUUAUUAAUAUUACUGCUUCACCCUAGUGUCUGUUAUUUAAUUUAAUCCUUAUUGAGUGCUAAUAACUCCUUGAAUUCUCAAUUCCCUUCCAGCCAUAUAUAUUUGUCUCUUUUACAUUAGAAUUUAUCAGCCUGAGGAUAUCACUGACCCAUAGCGGGUGUAUGAAUUCAUUUUUGAGGAUCCAUAAACAAGUUUUAAUAUUGUAUGCAAAGUUAUUGGUUUUGUAUAAAGGUUUUUUCUUCUGGGAAGAGGAUCCUAAUUUUCAGAUUCUCUGAUAAGUUCAUGACCCUAAGAAGAUUUACAAAGAGAAUCUGUUUUAAUUCUCUGAUUCAUUCUGUAAAUGGUUCUGCUGUGUGUAGGGACGGACCAUUACUUGCCAUUUUCUAGCAAACAAUAUAUAUAUGAAAUGCUCAGUGAUUGUUGAGUGACAAAUGUUGUUUAGACCAACAGGACAAAGAUCUUUAUGUCUCUCCCAGGAAAAAAAAUCUAGAAAUGAUUGUUAGGAUUGUGAGACUUUAGAUACCACAAGGAAUGUGAGACUAUCCAACUCGUACUCUUCAUUUUACAUUUGAGACACUGUGAUUGGCUCAGGGCUCGUGUUGUGAGUGAAUCAGUCCCAGAACAAGCCCACAGGUCCAGCCAUUACUGCUGCUGUCCUCAGUGCUUACAUGCCAUUCACAUGUAACAUGCCCUAUCAGAACUAGUCUUCAUUGUCAGCAGGGUUCUUCAGGGGAGUGGAAGAGCAGUCUAUUAACUGGGCCCCUAGACUUUCUAAUAGCCUCUGGCUCAGUGUUACUCAGCUGUGUAAUGGAGGUACUACUACUAUUCCUACCUCAGAGGUCUCUGUGGAUCAGCAAGAUAACGUGUAAAAUGUGCUUAAAACAGUGCCUGGCACAUAGUACUGUAUGUGUCACCUAUUAAUAAUAACAUUACUAUUGUUAACAGCCUACGGAAUGUGGGAAGAGAUAUAUAUGUCUGUGGAUGAUCACUGAAACGUUACCUAUGAUGGUGCAAAAUUUGCAAUAUAAAAAUGUAUAAUAGCAAGAUGGUUAUUUAUAGAAUAUCCAAGUAAUAUGCAGACAUUAAAAUUACGCAAACAAAAUUUGGUAACCUAGGAAAAAUGUUGAUGGCUGUCAUGUGUUAUGAAAAAGCAUGAUAAAUGUCAAUAUAGAAUAAGCUCAAAUAUGUAAAAAUAAAUGAAUUGUGAAAAAUGAA
This is a messenger RNA of Pteropus alecto (black flying fox), 4636 nucleotides long. RefSeq names its product zinc finger protein 140. Bases 431 to 2134 code for a protein of 567 amino acids. Gene Ontology annotation, molecular function: DNA-binding transcription activator activity, RNA polymerase II-specific; RNA polymerase II cis-regulatory region sequence-specific DNA binding. Gene Ontology annotation, biological process: regulation of cytokine production; central nervous system development; regulation of immune system process. The transcript is spliced from 3 exons. Gene Ontology annotation, cellular component: nucleus. The record is from RefSeq and is a predicted model, not a curated record. NCBI's taxonomy places the organism in Eukaryota, Metazoa, Chordata, Mammalia, Chiroptera, Pteropodidae.